Molecule: messenger RNA, 1509 nt
Organism: Gossypium arboreum
Lineage: Eukaryota; Viridiplantae; Streptophyta; Magnoliopsida; Malvales; Malvaceae
Product: UDP-glycosyltransferase 87A1-like
Exons: 2
Coding region: 73-1428 (451 amino acids)
Molecular function (GO): UDP-glycosyltransferase activity
Source: RefSeq, a predicted model, not a curated record
AAGUUUCACUAUUAUAAUAGUACAAUCUUUUCGUGAUCUCAGUUCCCACCAGGUUGAAAACAAAGUUGAGAUAUGAGCUCCACCAGCAGCGCAAAGCGGGCCGUAUGCCACAUAGUGGCCAUGCCGUACCCUGGCCGAGGCCACAUUAACCCCUUGAUGAACCUUUGCAAUGAGCUAGCUUCAAAAUCUGAUAACAUUCUCAUCACCUUUGUGGUAACCGAGGAGUGGCUUAGCUUCAUAGGCUCUGAAAGGAAAGCUGGUAAAAUCCGAUUUCGAUGUAUACCAAACGUUGUGCCAUCUGAGCUGGUCCGAGCUUCUGAUAUGAUUGGAUUCUUGGAAGCUGUUUGGACCAAGAUGGAGGCUCCAUUUGAGCAGCUCUUGGUUGAACUUGAGCUUCCACCUACUCUUAUUAUUGCUGACACACAUCUUUUUUGGGCGGUAUCUGUUGGAAAUAGGAGGAAUAUCCCUGUGGCUUCGUUUUGGCCUAUGUCAACUACAAUGUUUUCAGUGUUUCACCAUUUCCAUCUUUUCCAGGAAAAAGGUCACUUCCCGGUGGAUUUGCUAGACAACGAGAAUGAACUAGUUGACUACAUUCCUGGGGUUUCAUCGACACGUUUGUUGGACCUUCCUGGGUUUAAUGGAGGGAUCUAUCCACUUAUAUUGAAGCAAAUCUUGGGGUGUGUUUCGUGGGCUGGUAAAGCAAAUUAUCUGUUGUUACCUUCAAUCUACGCGCUUGAAUCUCAAACCAUUGACGCUCUAAAAGCAGAACUGUCCCUCUCCAUCUACACAAUCGGCCCUUCUAUACCUUACUUAGACUUAAGCCAUGGCGACAAAGAUGACUGCUUGCAAUGGCUUGACAGGCAACCUAGUAACUCUGUCUUGUACGUAUCAAUGGGAAGUUUUCUUUCAGUUUCAAAUGUCCAGACGGAGGAAAUAACAGCUGGUUUGCAAGACAGUGGUGUUCGGUUCUUAUUGGUGGCUCGUGAGGGAAGUUGGAAGUUGAAGCAUGGGUGUGGGGGUGAGGGGUUGGUGGUGCCAUGGUGUGACCAACUGAGGGUGUUAUGCCAUCCUUCCAUUGGGGGAUUUUGGAGUCAUUGUGGUUGGAAUUCUGUUAAAGAGGGUAUAUUUGCAGGCACUCCUUUUCUUACGUUUCCUCUAUUUGCUGAUCAAAACCUCAACAGUAAGCUCAUUGUGGAGGACUGGAAGAUCGGGUGGCGAAUAAAGAAACAUCAGUUCACAACAAGAGGCGAAAUUUCUAGUUUAGUUAAAAAGUUGAUGGAUUUGGAGAGUGAUGAUGAAGUCAAACAAAUGAGGGGGAGAGCCAAAAAGCUUCAAAAGGAAUGUUUGCAAGCCAUUGAGAGGCAUGGAUCAUCUGAAUCCAAUAUUAACUCCUUCAUCCACAGCAUUUUACAGUUUAAUGACCAUUAAUCGAAUUGUAUUUUAGUACCUCAAGCUCGGGCAUUUUCUUUUUGUUGAAGAAUAAAAAAAUAGUUAAAUUCAGUUAAUAAA